This is a messenger RNA of Octopus bimaculoides (California two-spot octopus), 1311 nucleotides long. RefSeq lists its product as uncharacterized. NCBI's taxonomy places the organism in Eukaryota, Metazoa, Mollusca, Cephalopoda, Octopoda, Octopodidae. Gene Ontology annotation, cellular component: NatC complex. Gene Ontology annotation, biological process: N-terminal peptidyl-methionine acetylation. Gene Ontology annotation, molecular function: protein-N-terminal amino-acid acetyltransferase activity. The record is from RefSeq and is a predicted model, not a curated record.
UGGGAUUUAUUAGAAGUAGCGUAGUAAUCCAACGACGUAGUCCACUACGCAUGUCAACUAGUACUUGAAUGUAAAAUGGUAUUUUCUCAACAUGUCUUAACGCAAGGUCUGCUCCUUUUUAACCUGUUUGACCAUAAUACUUGUUAUGAUCACAAACGUUUGCAUUGAUUAGAUUUUGCCUUAUAAGUCUAUAUACAGUUAUUAACAUUUUAUCUAAAUCGGCGUCAUUUGCAUUUUCUCCAUGAAAUGGAAAAUAGUGGCCUUAGCUUAGGUUGCUGUGAAGAGGAGAAGAUCUAUGCGUCCCAGCUGGACUCGGCACAUGGAGCCACUGCUUGGGGCAGUAAUCAAACGAACUUGUCGGAACUGAACAACUUGUCUACAAUCACUAAAGAUCACCAGGUCGUAUCUACCACCACCAAAAUUAUCGAACGAGCCGGAAUCAAAGAAAACACAUUACCAAAUGGCAAGAUAAAACAUAGAACAGAUGAAAACGGACUGAUUAACCAUGUCUUACCUGAUGGAUUGCUCGGCCCUAACGGCGAAGAGGAAUAUGAUUGUUGUACUUUAAAUAGUGUUAGUUGCAAUCCUGAUUGCAGUCAUAAUGAAAGCGACACGGGCAUUUUGUCUUGUCAGUCCGGGGUAGAAGAGAUUAAAUCGUCACGCGACCAUGACGAUAACCCUUCCAAUCGGCAAGAGGUUAUGGACAGUGUAAAUAAACAACUGAAUAACCUUAACAUUUCUAAGGACAACACAUCUACUGUUGCCAUAUCUUCGGGACCUGAGACGGCAGUUGUAGAUGAUGCAUGUGCUAAUACUGUCGCUACAGAAAGCCAACUGGAGUAUCGCGUUUACGAAUGUGAACUCCAGAUGGCCGAUAUUAUGCGAUUGAUUACCAAGGAUCUCUCUGAACCUUAUUCGAUAUAUACAUACCGAUAUUUCAUUCACAACUGGCCAAAAUUGUGCUUCCUGUGUAUGGAUGGCAGUAAAUGUGUUGGUGCCAUAGUUUGCAAAUUGGACAUCCACCAAGGAGUUAUAAGAAGAGGAUAUAUAGCUAUGCUUGCUGUUGAUGCUGAGUAUAGACGGCGGAAAAUUGGCUCCAAUUUAGUUCUAAAAGCCAUUAGAGCAAUGCUUGCUGAUGGUUGUGAUGAGGUGGUAUUAGAGACUGAAAUCACAAACAAAGCUGCUCUUAAACUAUAUGAAAAUCUCGGAUUUGUAAGAGAUAAACGGCUUUUUCGAUAUUAUUUGAAUGGAGUGGAUGCUUUACGGUUAAAACUCUGGUUGAAAUGAAAGGAAUAAAUUAUUCUUGACGGG